UUGAUAGAAACUUUCUGAUUUUCGGAACGAACCUGCGUGUUCCGAAACUUUUCAAACAGGCAAUAUUGAUACAACCCAGUUUUAGCUUUAGUGUUGUCAGUUUUUCAAUUUCACGUAUCAUAUUGCUGUAAACAUAAUAAAAAAAAGUCUGCAUAAUGGCUCGCAGAUAUGAUACCCGAACAACAAUCUUUUCUCCGGAAGGCCGUCUCUAUCAAGUAGAAUAUGCGAUGGAAGCUAUAAGUCAUGCGGGUACUUGCCUUGGUAUUUUAGCAACCGAUGGCAUUUUACUUGCAGCAGAAAGACGCAACACAAACAAACUGUUAGACGAAGUUUUCUUUUCCGAGAAAAUUUACAAACUUAACGACGAUGUUGUUUGCUCUGUAGCUGGUAUCACUUCCGAUGCUAAUGUAUUAACAAACGAAUUGCGCCUAAUUGCACAACGCUAUCUUCUACAAUACGGAGAACCGAUCCCCUGCGAACAACUUGUUUCUUGGCUUUGCGAUGUAAAACAAACUUAUACACAGUAUGGUGGAAAAAGACCUUUUGGAGUUUCGAUUUUGUACAUGGGCUGGGAUAAGCAUUACGGAUACCAGUUGUAUCAAUCAGAUCCAAGUGGAAACUAUGGAGGAUGGAAGGCAACUUGUAUCGGAAAUAAUUCUGCAGCUGCAGUAUCGUCGUUAAAACAAGAAUAUAAAGAUGGAGAGACAACUCUAAAAGAUGCAAUGGCAUUAGCUGUAAAAGUACUUUCAAAAACUUUAGAUAUGAAUAAAUUAUCUUCAGAAAAAGUGGAAAUGGCCACAUUGACAAGAGAAAAUGGUAAAACCAAAGUGAGGAUUCUCCCUGCGAGUGAAAUCGAUGCCUUGAUCGCAGAACAUGAUCGUUUAGAAGCAGUUGCCGAACAAGCGAAGAAAGAUAAACAAAAAUUAUAGAAAAAGAAAAUAUAUCUUGUAUUUUUCUCUUA
Molecule: messenger RNA, 961 nt
Organism: Hylaeus anthracinus
Lineage: Eukaryota; Metazoa; Arthropoda; Insecta; Hymenoptera; Colletidae
Gene: Prosalpha3
Product: proteasome subunit alpha type-4
Exons: 3
Coding region: 156-929 (257 amino acids)
Biological process (GO): ubiquitin-dependent protein catabolic process
Cellular component (GO): proteasome core complex, alpha-subunit complex; nucleus; proteasome core complex
Source: RefSeq, a predicted model, not a curated record